CCCGGAAGUACAGUAGGACGUUCCAGACGACCGGUGGGACGGUUACUGGUUCUGGUCGCCAGGCCAGUUCACGGUUCUCGCUCCUCUAGCCAGUCUAGCCAGCGCGAUAACCAUCAAUUAGGGCUAAUGCAAAUUACACGACCAAGCGGGACGAGCGACCAGAACAAUGAGUAAUAUGCAGCAAUUACUGAUGACCGCGGUCCGGUGCAGCCGGUGGCCAGUGGGCGGUGGCACACUGGUACGGCGUCGUCCGUCCGGCAGGGUCGCCCACGUGUCGUUGCUGCUAGCGCUGUUGACGGUGCUCGGUGCGGUGGACCACAGCCAAGGCUAUCUGGAUGACCGUCAGCCGGUGUAUCUCGAGGCGAAGAUCGGCUCGUACGUGAUACUGGACUGUCCGGUCGAUUUUCCCCAGGACGAACCCAUACCGUACGUGUUGCACUGGAACAAAGACAACAAACCCGUUUUCACGCUGUACGACGGUGUACUAAACGCUUACGAAACCUUCAUCGGGCGGGUGACGCUGCUAAACAACGACAUUCUGUACGGCAAAGCCUCACUCAAUCUCACUUCCAUACGCGAAAGUGACAACGGUUGGUACGAGUGCAAAGUGAUCUUCCCGAACCGUGUGCCGAACAAGCGCAACAAUGGCACCUGGUUUCAUAUAUCCGUUUUAGGUGGCACAUUGCUGCGCAUCCCACCCGUCAAUCAGACCGUGCUGGAAGGUGAUCCGGCAUUUUUCCACUGCGUCGUACAGAACCCGGAAACGAUGUUCGUCGAAUGGUACAAGGACAAUGUGUCGCUGCUCGAGUACUAUGACCUUUCGCACCGUUCCAUGAUGGGACCGGACGGCAGUCUUACGAUCAAUCCAACACAGAUGAGCGAUCUCGGGUUCUUCACCUGCGAGGUGCGCAACACCGCCAACGAUACGCAAUCGGCUAGUGCGUACUUGAAUGUACAGUAUAAGGCGAAGGUGGUUUACGCACCGAAGGAGGUGUACAUUCCUUUUGGAGAGUCGGCAGUGCUGGACUGUCACUUCCGAUCGAAUCCACCAUUGAAGAAUCUACGGUGGGAAAAGGAUGGCUUCCUAUUUGAUCCAUACAACGUGCAGGGUGUAUUUUAUAAUCGCAACGGUAGCCUCCAAUUUGACAAGGUGGACGACUCACAUGCUGGCCGGUACUCCUGCACACCAUACAACGAUCUCGGUACCGAUGGUCCUUCCCCGAUCAUUAGCGUGAUCGUACAGAGGCCUCCGUUUUUCACCAUCAAACCAAAGCUCGUGUACGUCACCAAGAUGGGUGGAACGGUCGAGAUGCACUGUGACGCCCGUGAUCGUGACGGUUACCACGUUCCACACAUAGCAUGGGUUAAGAAAGAUGGAAGUUUGCUCCCGUACGGUCGGUUUUCCGUCAAUGGGGGAAACCUAACAAUCGAGGACAUUGUGGAGUCGGAUCGUGGAAUCUACGGUUGCCAAGCGACAAAUGAGGCCGCUACGGUGACGGCCGAUGCUGAGAUUAUGAUCGAAAAUGUAUCCCCACGGGCGCCGUACAAUUUGACCGGUAACAGUACCGACACGUCCAUCACGAUCCGUUGGGCACCGGGUUAUAUUCGCCAGUAUCUGGAGUACAUCAUCUGGUACCGGUUAGCGGAUGCACCGGAAUGGCGAACGCUGAAGGUAAACAACAAGCACAUUCUGGAGGCAACGAUCACCAACCUACAGCCUGCGCGAGAGUACGAGUUCAUGGUGCUGUGCCAGGACAACUAUGGCGAUGGAAUGUUUAGUAAAGCGUUCCGUUACUUCACAAAACCGACUGAGUUUGAGCAACCGGAAAAUGGACUGCAAGACGCGCUGCUACAGUUUAGCCAGAUUGGAUCACCGAGGAAUUUCCACGUGCGCAAGGAACAGGACCACUUCGUUGCCCGCUGGGAACCGCCGGAGCUGGGAUUGGAUCAGCUUCGCUUCUACAUUCUACGUUGGUGGAUCGAACCGCAGCACAAACUGCACGGAAGUGCGGAAACAUCCGAGACGAAUUACAUUCUCGAAAACCUGGACGAGGACGAAAUGUACACGUUCCAGGUGUUUGCGCUAUCGACGACCAACUACACGAGUGGCAGUAACGAGCAUGAAAUCUACGUUUACCCAUACCGGCGCGUCAAGGUGAUGACGGUCAGUGGCGUACUCAUACUGCUGUUCUGUCUCGCGGUUAUCAGCGCGCUGCUCUACAUGAAGCGGAAUCGCAUUCGGAAGCUGCGUGAAGCGGAAAACGUGAAAAUAUGAGACGCUUGCACGCACAGUCAAACAGCUUGCAAACACACCGAAGUUCAGGAGAGAGAUGUCGUCCGGGGUCACAAAUGUUUCGCUUUCGUUCCAACGGUUUUUUGUUCUGCGUCUUCGUCACCGUGGGAUGAUGACCACGACUCGAUACUGACCUGCCGUAAAUCAGCUGCCCUUCCCGGAUAAUAGUAGUAGUGCUAGUUAGUAGCAAGCGUACUCGUUGCUCGUAGACAGUCGUUUAGGAAAUGAAAGCAAUAAUUGUCAAGCACGGACCCAUACCUAAAACAAUAUUAAUCGAAAGACGUAAACAAAUGGAUACCGUUGCGGUUGCGUGCUAUGCCAGUGAGUACAGCAGACAAUAAUGAAAAACAAAUAAUUACUAUCGUGAAAUAGUAGAACGUUCUGUUGUUUUUUUAGUGCGAAUGAAUGAGAUCUUGUCAUUACUAAUAAUAAACGAAUUAAAGA
Molecule: messenger RNA, 2737 nt
Organism: Anopheles moucheti
Lineage: Eukaryota; Metazoa; Arthropoda; Insecta; Diptera; Culicidae
Gene: bdl
Product: protein borderless
Exons: 8
Coding region: 167-2275 (702 amino acids)
Biological process (GO): homophilic cell-cell adhesion; axon guidance; dendrite self-avoidance
Cellular component (GO): axon; plasma membrane
Molecular function (GO): cell-cell adhesion mediator activity
Source: RefSeq, a predicted model, not a curated record